AUGGCGACCGUCGACGACGACACGGCGGCCUUUCUUGUGUCUGCCCUUUGUCGACAAGAUCUGUCCCCGCACGAUCCCACGACCGGCGGCAAGCGCGGGCCGUCCUCCGCUCUGGAUGACGAGACCAACAAGCACGAUGAUGACGACGACCCGAACGACGCCAUGUUCUUUCACAACUUGGACUUGGCGUUUGCAGCGGACCUCAACUUGUCGCACCAGCCGCCGCCGCCGCCGCCGUAUGGAGGCAGCGGGCCCCUGUCUCCAUUGCAUCUGCAUCCACCGCCACUCGACGCGAGUCGCUUUCACCUUCGCCUGACCACGCCAUUCCUCCCACGGUACUGGAAAAACGGCCGCAAGAACUUGCAGUGCUUUCCGUUUUGCCCGGAGCAUGGCGACUUUCAUGACAUGAAGCUCCAAGGCAAGAAGCAUGCGUCGAUCGGUGUCUGCCGCACGCCGGUUCAUUGCGAACUCCACAGCCCGGUCUGGCUCCCCCACAUCCACGUGAUCGGGCGCAUCGAACAAAUCUCCCCCGGGUGUUCGAUGGAAACGCCGCCCGUUCUCCGCGGCCUGGGGGAAUGGCACGCCUUUCGCCAAGACGGCUACGAUGCGUCGCAACUUGAGAAUGGCACGUCGGUCGACGGCGGCGGCUGCAAAAGCACAUGGAUGUUUUUGCCCGACGUGUGGAAACUGCAGCCGCUCCUGCGAAAAAAGCGCAAGGCAACGCGGUCGAUGCCCGCCGAGACAUUUCCGUUUUACUUUCGGGCCUUUUGUUUUCUGCAGUCGCCGGCCGACUGCGACGUGCCCAACCAACCUUCCCUUCACGCCCCUCGCACCCCCAUCGAUACGUUUCGAUGCGUUGCCGAGUGCCACUCGACCUCGUUCGAGCUGUCGUCGACGCGGACGGUCGACCGGCAUCGCAAAGCCAAAUCGUCGGAAUAACACAUUCAACAUGGCUCCAACUCUUUGUACAA
Aphanomyces invadans is the source of this 971-nucleotide messenger RNA. RefSeq lists its product as hypothetical. NCBI's taxonomy places the organism in Eukaryota, Oomycota, Saprolegniomycetes, Saprolegniales, Verrucalvaceae. Bases 1 to 939 code for a protein of 312 amino acids. The record is from RefSeq and is a predicted model, not a curated record. The transcript has 3 exons.